AUGCCCAACGCAGAGGGUGCGGUUGCUGUGCCCACCAACAUUGCGCUGCCGACUGUGGCCAAUAUCGUGCCGCUGAACUCAGUAGACAUACUCGAAGACUCAGUAAGAACACCAGGUCUGACUGCAUCCUCUUCCAAGCUUAUACCACUUUAUCAUGCCCGCGGUUACUAUGGACCCACACACGCGGAGAUAGACGAACAAGAAUUCGAUUUAGCGUCUAUCCCAGAACCUGCUGAUAGCUAUGUUGUUCCGUCAUCUAUAAUAGCAUCUCCACCAGACACAAAUCAUCAUACAUCUAAGCGAAUCAAGGUAGUAAAGGUCAGUGAACCUCCGCGGAAAAAGAUCAUCAGAAAAGCCAAACCCAAGAGAAUCCCAGUUCGUAAGCCGGUUACUUCGGUACAGCAAGAAAAUGAACUUCCCGUGUCAAUGUUCCAUGAACAGUUUUAUUCGGACGUGCAAGAUGCAGGUACUAUUAGAAAAUUCAAAAAACCACCGCGUUUUGAAAAAAUCGUAGAUGGCAAUACCGAGCAUAUUCAUACUUAUAGCGAAGAACAUAUACACAAAGUGGUGUUCGAUGAGGAACCAAAAUAUACUGGGGUUGUCGGUUUAGAACAAAUAAGUAGCAUACCGGCUUACACCCAUUCUUUAAUUCCUCUUAAACAAGGUCAAAUACUCGCUAUGCCUUCGGAUCCCUAUAGAACUGUAGCCAUACCCGGCUCUAUGGGAACGCCGGCUCAGUAUGAAUAUGCCGCAUACAAUCCCCGCGAAGUCACACAUGACCACUUCUUUCAUGACCAUGGUGAAAUACCUGAGGAAGUAGACAUGUCAAGAGAUAUUUAUAAUAUCCCUCCAAAAGUGACCUACAAUAGUCAAGGUAUUCGAAUCGAUUCUGGUUUACCAAAAAGACUUAAAAACAAGUACACACAUAGACCAACGAAAACUUCUUCCGGAGAUUAUACUUAUUAUGAAAAUAUGUAUUCAUCUAGUCGUGUUAAGCCAACUAAAGCGGUAGCCCCCGCGCCAUUGUAUGUAUCACAAAACGACAAUGGAAAUCAAUUUAAGCCCGUAUCAACAUAUAGAUACAAAGACGGCGUAAGUAAUAAAGCACGUAACAAAAUACCCACAUACUUUGGUAAACCAACCCCAGAUUAUCGUAUAAAGAAACCUUCUAAUGUCCCAUUUUCGGUGUCAUCGAAAAUUGUGCAUGACUAUAAACCAACACCACAAACAUACUCUGGUACUGCACCAGGUUCAAAUGGCUUAUUAGCUUAUGAAGAUCAAUUUGCAAAUUUUAAAGACAGUUUUGUAAAUAACUAUGAAUACGACAAUUACGCCUCUUCAUCAAAUAUACAUCAAGCUGAAGAUAAAAAUCACCAUAAUACGUACGGUCAUCAUGUAAGGAAAGGCAAAAAGAAGUCAAUUUCAACGCAAAAUAUCAGAUUUGGAAAUCAAAAUGAAUCGUCCCCAUAUCAAUAUUACACAGUAAUGGCAGUAAAAGCGUUAGCUGAUGAUCAACUAACACUGCCGGAAGCAUCGAAUAAUAAUUAUCAAUACGCGGAAGCACCAACGCCUGCUAUUACACCAAAUCCGACAAUUACAACCACUACCACUUCAACUCCAGAAUACCAAACUAACGAGAAUACUUUUGAAUUAACAACACGACCAAAUGAAAUCAUUCAAGAAUACAGAUAUAGUAAAAAAUAUCCAGAGAACAACGCAAUUACGGUCACUAACGCACCACCACUCGAAAGACAUCGAGGUUUGAAAGAAAUGAAAAAUAGUGAUAACUUUCAUAAGAUCAGGUUACGUUCAAGCGAAAAGUACACAAACAAUGUAAUAUCUAGAACAACGACAGAAAGAAGUCAAGUAAAGUAUGGUGAUAAAAUUUAG
Messenger RNA from Papilio xuthus (Asian swallowtail), 1890 nucleotides. RefSeq lists its product as uncharacterized. The coding region runs from base 1 to 1890 and encodes 629 amino acids. The transcript has 2 exons. The record is from RefSeq and is a predicted model, not a curated record. Lineage: Eukaryota; Metazoa; Arthropoda; Insecta; Lepidoptera; Papilionidae.